Messenger RNA from Pangasianodon hypophthalmus (striped catfish), 1347 nucleotides. It is a transcript of the gene c2h7orf57, whose product is annotated as chromosome 2 C7orf57 homolog. Lineage: Eukaryota; Metazoa; Chordata; Actinopteri; Siluriformes; Pangasiidae. The transcript has 8 exons. The coding region runs from base 170 to 805 and encodes 211 amino acids. The record is from RefSeq and is a predicted model, not a curated record.
GUGUCGCUCCUCAGUCAGCAGGGGGCGCCGGUGCGCUUCCGGCUCAGCAGCGCUGCAGUGAGACGCGGCGACGAAGCGCAGCGCGGAGGCUUCAUCAGGAGGAGACGCUAACAGUCCGCUCUUCCACCGGAACAACGACCAAUCUCUGUGCUGACCUGAAACAUCAGACAUGUCUACGGAGCCCAACUACCGCCGGACUAAACCCGGAAUGAAAGCCAGCGUCCCUAAUUCAAACGGUGCCGCCGGUCCCGCAUCGCAGAUUCCUGGUCUGUCCCAGAGUGCUGACACGGCACCGGUGGAGAAAAGCAAGGGCAGGCGAGUCGGAAUUCAGGCCACCGACUCGGACUACGUCAAACUCGCCAAGCAAGGAGGCCACAAGGGUUUGUUGUCCCAUGACGCUGAGGACACCAGCACCAAAUCCAUGACGUCCCAACCCUCUGAUUCUUCCUCUGGUGAUGAUCAAAGCCAGAGUAAAGUGUCCUCUCAGAAGCUGGUGGCCCCGUUUGGGACUGAUGAUUGUUCUGCAUGGGACAAUGACUCUGGUGCUGGCAAAAACAAGAAGUCACCGGUCGGCCAAGCCACUCAGGAGAUGCAGAAACUCUUGCUGAGCCCGAAGGAGAUCGAGGAGGCCAACAAGUACAAAGAUUGUAGGUCACAUGAUAAGAAGGCAAUUGCUCCAGUGGACAUGUCCAAGCUGUUGAGCUUUGGGUACAUGGAGGAGGAAAAGAAGUCUCCUGACGAUGACGCCUCAAGUAUGAUGUCAGAGCAGGUGAGCACCGUCGCCCCGGAGGAAGAGUUGGAGUAAAAGCGUAGAAAUGACACGGAAGCUUCCCUUGGGGCCGUGCAAGUUUCCAGCCCACCAUCCUUCUUCCGUUCUUCACCCUAUUUAUGCAAAUUUCCUUUAGUCGUCGUUCUCUUUUAAAAUCGUUCGUGUCACGCUUACAUAUCUAAUGGUGCUUGUGAUCCUUGAAAUGAAAUUUAAAACUAAGUGCUAUUUGUAAACCUUAAUAAGAAUCACUCGAAACUCGCAGCACAACGUGAAGCCUUCUAGGUACCGACGCAGCUUUUGGUCCAAAACACAGAAGCUUUUCAUUUUAAAUACAUUUUACUCACUUGCAAUAUGCCAAGUUAUUUAUUUACUUCUAUUUUAUUUUAUUUUUGGUUCAGCUGAAAAGAAACCCAUGACCAACUCAUUGCCAAGCUGCAGCCACCGAAAGACCAGACGUUUAUCCGCCACAUAUCUGCAGACGUGUGCCAAGUCCUCGUCACUGUCACGACAACACUACAAGACGAAACCUGUUUGUGUUCAGAGCUUUCUAAAGGGUUUCAGGGAGCUUGCGAUCGUGA